AUGGAAAUUGAUUCUGUCGCCAGGAACACUGGAAAAGAAGAAGAAUUUCUGAUUGAAAAUUUCAGAGGCGAGACUCUAGAGUUAGUGGUCGAGUACUGCAAGAAGCAUGUCGAUGGUACUUUUUCCUCUGAUGAGGAGCUUCAGAAGUGGGACGACAACUUCAUAAAAUCUGACUGCUGCUUGGAACUCUACAAGGUAACCGAGGCUACAGAUUACCUAUGCAUUAAUAGUCUGGUUGAUCUAUGCUGCCAAACAAUUGCUGAUCUGAUCACAGCCUGCAAAACUCCAAGUGAGAUUCGUACCAAAUUCAACAUCAUCAGUAGCGAUUUUACUCCGGCGGAACAAGACUAUGUUUGCAAGAAGAAUCAAUGGGCGUUUGAAUCCAAAGAUGUUGCAUUUACUGUCUCAACAUACGCUCGUUUUCUUUUCCGGCGUUCGAGGAUAAGAGGUGGAAAAGACCCAGACUCCUUCCCUGAUCAUUUAAUUGAGGAUGUGUUCACGCGAAUGCCUGCCAAAUCUAUAGCAAGAUGCUGCUGUGUCUCAAAGGCCUGGGCAUCGAUAAUUAGCUGUCCAUCUUUCACAACCUUGUUCUCGAGCCGAGUAAGCCCUCAGCUAUUGUUCGCUUGCAGUCAAAAAGUAACCAACAGCGACUACAGUGUUGACGGGAAACUGUUUUUUCUGUCUUCACCUUUGCCUCAGACUCUUGAAGGCUUCUCUUCUACUCUACCAGUCAAUCAUCAGACGGAUUUAUCUCUUCUAAGGGGUGAAGAGGAAACCAAUGUCUCCGUCAAUGGUUUGGUAUUGGGUGUACAAGAGAAACCAUUCACUGAUAAUAAGUAUACAAUGUGUGAGUGUGUGAUACACAAUCCGAGCACUAGCAAGUCUAUUACUUUGCCCACAUUGUUUCCGGCAAGGAGGCGUCAGUUUGAGAAUACGCGAAGGGCGCUUGGAACACAAUGCUAUUUUGGUUAUGAUCCCGUUGGCAAAAAGUACAAAGUUUUGUCCAUGACAACAAUGGCCCCUGAUGGAGACGGCAAUGCAUUAUCUAGACGCCAUCAAUGUCUGACAUUAAGGGGUGGAGAUGAUUUACUGUGGAGAAGUAUCCAUUGUGGCAUAGAACACUUCCCGAUAGAUCAUGAUCCGAUAUGCAUUAGUGGCCAUAUUUUUUAUCUAGCUGCCCAGAUGAUCAAUGCCGAGAUUUCUAUGGUAGUUGAUUUCGAUGUGAACUCUGAAAAGUUCACAUCGAUCAAGUAUUUCGACAAAACACUUUCGAUGACACGAUGGGAGAGCACAUACAAGGACAUGGCAACUCUAUUCAACUUCAAUGGGAAGUUGGCUUCUCAUGUAACUCUCGAGCAUAUGAAGAGUUUUGAACUCUGGCUUUUAGAUGACCCCACAAAUCAUAGAUGGUCAAGACAGUUUCACCAGUUUCCAGAUGUUUCUUUGAACUGUGAUCCUUACAUUAUGUGUUUUGCUGGAGUGACUCACGGCAAUGAAGCCGUGUGGGUGCCAUUUACUGUUCCUGACGUGCCUCCUCUCUCAGUGCUGUUUUACAAUUUAGAGAGAAAGACCGUGAAGUCAAUACAGUUCAGAUCUUCAUCAUUAUUUGAGGGUAAUAGGUUUCUUACAUCAUUAAACCAUAUUGAGUGCAUGAGAAAUCCGUGGGAGGAUUCUAAAGGAGUCGCAGUUUUGAAGAGCAGCGAGGGUGUUAACGGGACUAUCGUCUUCACCCAGGAAGGAGAAGAAUGUGUAACCUCUGUGACUGUAACAGUUUCUGGCCUUAAGCCUGGUGUCCAUUGUAUCCGUGUCCACAAUGUCGAUCUAAAAGAGUUCCAUGUUGAAGACGACGGAACUGCCAACUUCACAAUCACUGAUGCCUGCCAGAUUGCUCUUACUGGACCAAACUCUAUUUCUGGAAGGUCUGUUGUUAUCCUUGCCUACCCUGAUGACUUGGAAAAAGGAAGCCAUGAACCCAGCAAGGCUACAGGAGAAGCAGAUGGACUUGUUGUCGCUAACGGUGGCAUUGUUCUUCAGGGCUAAGGUGUUAGGUUUUUGAAGAAGAGAUUUCUGUAAUAAGGAGAUCCUACCUAAGUAGUUUGUUGAAUCAUUUUGGUUUUGAUUGUUUGUUUCGUUCUAAGUCGGUCUCGAUUUGAGUAUCCUUAACUUGUCAAUGAUACAGCUUCGAGAGUUGAGUUUAAGUUUUGGAUUUUGAUCGGUUCCAGUUUGGAUAAAUCAUAAAUAACUAUAAUUACAACCAGGUUGUUUCAGAAACUAGUCCUCUAUAAGUUAUGUGUCAGCUGGGUAUGUAU
Arabidopsis lyrata subsp. lyrata is the source of this 2309-nucleotide messenger RNA. Its product is annotated as F-box protein DOR. The transcript is spliced from 7 exons. Gene Ontology annotation, molecular function: metal ion binding; protein binding. NCBI's taxonomy places the organism in Eukaryota, Viridiplantae, Streptophyta, Magnoliopsida, Brassicales, Brassicaceae. Bases 1 to 2040 code for a protein of 679 amino acids. Gene Ontology annotation, biological process: superoxide metabolic process; ubiquitin-dependent protein catabolic process. The record is from RefSeq and is a predicted model, not a curated record.